UGAUCACGUGGUACGGUUGGUUGCCACGACAACUCCAAAUGAGCGGCAACAACAGGCAGUGUUUAUCCAGCAGUUUCUUCUGCGUUCUUCUUCUGGAGUAAAGCCAGCUUGUCUCGGACAAUGUCGGACGUAGGAUCCGAUGAGCUCGACGAAGGAAGUCCUGACGGCAGGUACGAAGGAGACAGAAAUGAAGAAGGAGAGAGGCAUGGAUUUGGAAAAGCUUUUUUCCCCAAUGGAGACAUGUACGAGGGGGAUUAUAAGAACGGAAUGAGACAUGGACAGGGAACAUAUCGCUUUUGUAAUGGGGCAAGAUAUAUAGGAGGCUAUUACCAGAAUAGGAAACAUGAACAGGGCGUCUUCUACUAUCCCGAUGGAUCCAAAUAUGAAGGGUCAUGGUUAGAGGACCUGAGACAUGGGCACGGCAUCUACACCUAUCCCAACGGAGAUACCUAUGUUGGAGAAUGGCAAUCCAACAAGAGGCAUGGCCAGGGCUUGUACCACUACAAGGAUACUGGUGUAAAGUACACUGGCACAUGGGUGAAUGGCAGCAUGGAGCUGAUUGGAGAAUACGUCUUCCCUAACUGCAGAUACAAGGGCAACUUCGUCAACAACCAGCCUCAGGGUGCAGGGAGUUAUGUGUUUGACCACGGCUAUGAACAGCAUGGAGAAUACCAGCUAACAGAGCAGCUGCUCUCUGAAACGGAGUCAGAUGAGCUGGCCACCAUUCCUGUCAAGUGGAUUCCUACGCAUGUCCCCAGCUCAAUUCCUCUGGACCCUGGAAACGAAUUUAUGUGAACCCCAACAGUAGAACUUCCACUGCAAUCAAACCUUGUCAUUUUUGUGGAACAAUGAAAUGAUUAAAUAAGUUGCUGAUUUAUUUAGAUUUUAAAACAACUACUUUGAUGUUCAUUUUGUUUUUUGAUUCUCUUUCGUCUGACAGUAAUAUGAUUGAAGUGGGAAGACAUAAAAGUACAAAACUAACAACUGCAAAAAUAAAAUAUACAAUAUUCUGUUUUCAUGAGAUUGAUUUUCACAGCUGUAGAAUUUGUGUAAUCAUGUUAGCACAUAGUUUUAUUACAUUAACCCUAUCCACCUGAGGCUUAACAUGGAACCAAAGGUACACUAUCUCUGUGAAGCAAGGGGACUGGAGCACUCAUGUGGAUAUGUAUUUAUUAAAUGCAAAUAAAAAACCAACAUUUUGACGCCAUAUGUGUCCAUCUA
Nothobranchius furzeri (turquoise killifish) is the source of this 1221-nucleotide messenger RNA. It is a transcript of the gene rsph1, whose product is annotated as radial spoke head component 1. Gene Ontology annotation, cellular component: cytosol. The record is from RefSeq and is a predicted model, not a curated record. Lineage: Eukaryota; Metazoa; Chordata; Actinopteri; Cyprinodontiformes; Nothobranchiidae.